CCCGGUGGGGCGCUGACAUCAGCGCGGUUUCCUGCCCGCCGGCAGCGCCGUGCGCCUGCCCCGUGCCCCACAGCCCCGUGCCGUGGGGCAGCGAGCCCCACGCAGCCCCGGGGGGGCCCCGUUUGCACCCCACGGCAGCCAGCGGGAUGGAGUCGGUGGCCCUGUACAACUUCCAGGCGACGGAGAAGGAUGAGCUGCCCUUCCGGAAAGGGGACACGCUGAAGAUCCUCAACAUGGAAGAUGACCAGAACUGGUACAAGGCCGAGCUGUACGGCUGCGAGGGCUUCGUCCCCAAAAACUACAUCAAGAUCAAGCCCCACCCGUGGUACGCGGGCAGGAUCUCCCGGCACCUGGCGGAGGAGCUGCUCCUCAAGCGCAAAUACCUGGGCGCCUUCCUCAUCCGCGAGAGCGAGAGCGCCCCGGGGGAGUUCUCCGUCUCCGUCAACUACGGGCAGCACGUCCAGCAUUUCAAGGUGCUCCGGGAGCGCAACGGCAAGUAUUUCCUCUGGGAGGAGAAGUUCAACUCCCUCAACGAGCUGGUGGACUUCUACAGGACCACCACCAUCGCCAAGAAGCAGCAGAUCUUCCUGCGGGACGACGACCAGAGCCCAGAGGUGAGGAGACCCAAAUUCGUGCAAGCCCAGUUCGACUUCUCGGCCCACGACAGCUCCCAGCUGCCCUUCUACCGCGGGGACAUCAUCGAGGUGCUGGACUGCCCCGACCCCAACUGGUGGCAGGGGAAGAUUUACGGGCGCGUCGGCCUCUUCCCCCGCAACUACGUCCACCCCCUGCGCAAGUGAGCUGCCCAAAAGCCCCGCUCUGCACCGUGCACGUGGCCCCCACGUCCCCACGUUGUCCCCACACCGUCCCCGUGCCGCGUGGACUGCAGAUCCCAGCGAGGGUCCUCCCACGGAGGCCGUGCCGGGGUGGAGGCCAGGCUGGCCAAGCUUCCACCCCGAGGCUGCCCAGCUCCCGGUGCCGAAAAAUAACCCGGCGGGAGGAAGCGUAGGGCCAAAAAAAAUCAUUUUGAAAUGAAAAAGGCGUAAAAACUUCUCCGGAGCUGCCGAGGGGAGCAGCAGGAGCCCAGCUCGCAGCCUCCACCACCGCAGUCCCGUGCCCAGUAAAUGGGAAACACCACGGCAGGCCCAGCCCAGGCUGGUUUCUUGCUGGGGCCGUGGUGUUUGGCAGCUCCUCGCCAGGACCUUUCGAAGCCCCUGCUCCCCGGAGAGCUGCAGGCAGCUGGAAAAUGCCCAGGAUGUGGCCAGGCUGGGUAACGCUGUGCAGGGUGCCAGGACUGGCUGCCCCGGAGGAAUUCAGUCCUGCUGGUGCCGUUUGUAGCUGCAAAGUGUGGCUUUUUAAUAUUUUAUUUAGAGCUAGUAAAGUGUGUUUGGAUGAAA
Molecule: messenger RNA, 1397 nt
Organism: Anas platyrhynchos (mallard)
Lineage: Eukaryota; Metazoa; Chordata; Aves; Anseriformes; Anatidae
Gene: GRAP
Product: GRB2 related adaptor protein
Molecular function (GO): protein binding
Source: RefSeq, a predicted model, not a curated record